This is a messenger RNA of Penicillium canescens, 1785 nucleotides long. Its product is annotated as beta-N-acetylhexosaminidase. Bases 1 to 1785 code for a protein of 594 amino acids. Gene Ontology annotation, molecular function: beta-N-acetylhexosaminidase activity. The transcript has a single exon. Gene Ontology annotation, cellular component: membrane. The record is from RefSeq and is a predicted model, not a curated record. Gene Ontology annotation, biological process: carbohydrate metabolic process; glycosaminoglycan metabolic process. NCBI's taxonomy places the organism in Eukaryota, Fungi, Ascomycota, Eurotiomycetes, Eurotiales, Aspergillaceae.
AUGAAGUUCGCCUCCGUCCUGAGUGUCCUCGGGGCCUUGACGGUCGUGUCUGCCGUCCAGGUGAACCCACUUCCCGCCCCCCGCAACAUCACUUGGGGUUCGUCCGGUCCGAUCCAAGUGCAACAAUUGUCUCUACGCGAUCGCCACACCAGCCCGGUGGUAACCAGUGCCUGGUUGCGAGCAUGGAACUCCAUCACCACCCUGCAAUGGGUCCCCGCCGCCGUGGAAGCUCCUAUCUCCGACUAUCCGCCCUUCCCGACCCAAACCCCCGAGUCCAAGACCAAGCGCGCGACCGGAGGGAUCCACUACGUUGAGGUGCAGAUCAAGGACAGCAAGGCCGAUCUGCAGCACGGCGUGGAUGAAUCAUACACACUCGAAGUGUCCAAGGGCUCCAGCAGCAUCAAGAUCACCUCCCAGACCGUCUGGGGUGCGUUGCACGCGUUCACAACAUUGCAGCAGAUCAUCAUCUCCGAUGGAAAAGGCGGCUUGAUCAUUGAGCAGCCUGUCAAGAUCCAGGAUGCGCCGCUGUACCCCUACCGCGGCAUCAUGGUCGACACCGGUCGCAACUUUAUCUCGGUGAGCAAGAUCCUCGAACAAAUCGAUGGCAUGGCUCUUUCCAAGCUCAACGUCCUGCACUGGCACCUGGACGACUCCCAGUCCUGGCCGAUGCAGAUGCGCUCCUACCCAGAGAUGACCAAGGACGCCUACUCUCCCCGCGAGAUCUACACCGAGGCCGACAUGCGCCGCGUCAUUGCCUAUGCCCGUGCCCGUGGUGUUCGCGUGAUCCCUGAAGUCGACAUGCCCGGCCACUCGGCCUCAGGCUGGCAACAGGUCGACCCGGAGAUUGUGGCGUGUGCCAACUCUUGGUGGUCCAAUGACGUGUGGGAAUACCAUACCGCGGUCGAGCCAAACCCGGGUCAACUGGAUAUCAUCUAUAACAAGACCUACGAGGUCGUCAACAACGUCUACCACGAUCUGUCCGCUAUCUUCGCCGACAACUGGUUCCACGUCGGCGCCGACGAGCUCCAGCCCAACUGCUACAACUUCAGCACGCAUGUUACCGAAUGGUUCGCCGAGGACCCAUCGCGCACAUACCAUGACCUAGUCCAAUACUGGGUCGACCGCGCGGUACCCAUCUUCCGCAGCGUCGGCGGCCACCGCCGGGUAAUGAUGUGGGAGGACAUCGUCCUCUCAGCCGAAAACGCCCACGAUGUCCCCAAGGACAUCGUCAUGCAAACCUGGAACAACGGUCUAGACAACAUCAACAAACUAACAACGGCCGGCUACGACGUCGUCGUCUCCUCCUCCGACUUCCUCUACCUAGAUUGCGGCCACGGCGGCUUCGUCACUAACGACCCCCGCUACAACCAAAACUCCAAUCCCGACGGCGGCGUCAACUUCAACUACGGCGGAAACGGCGGAUCCUGGUGCGGGCCCUACAAAACCUGGCAACGUAUCUACGACUACGACUUCACCUACAACCUCACAGACGCGCAGGCGUCUCACAUCCUCGGCGCCGAGGCACCUCUCUGGUCUGAGCAGGUCGAUGAUAUCAGCAUCUCCAGCCAGUUCUGGCCGCGUGCGGCUGCCCUUGGUGAACGGGUUUGGUCGGGCAAUCGUGAUGCCGCUGGUCAUAAGCGCACUACUAACCUUACUCAGCGCUUGCUUAAUUUCCGCGAGUAUCUGGUUGCUAAUGGUGUUAUGGCUAAUGCGCUCGUGCCCAAGUAUUGUUUGCAGCAUCCACAUGCUUGUGAUCUUUAUAAGGACCAGACUGCCAUCUCUUGA